CGCCAGGAGCGCACUAUGUUGGACAUUGAGGCGCCAGUCACGGUGUGCGGAGAUAUCCACGGCCAGUUCUUCGACCUGAUGAAGCUGUUUGAAGUGGGGGGUUCUCCUGCCAACACUCGCUACCUCUUCCUAGGGGACUACGUGGACAGGGGCUACUUCAGUAUCGAGUGUGUGUUAUACCUGUGGUCACUGAAAAUCCUCUACCCAAAGACGCUCUUUCUUCUACGGGGAAACCAUGAAUGUAGACAUCUGACAGAAUAUUUCACCUUCAAACAAGAAUGUAAGAUCAAGUACUCGGAACAGGUGUAUGACUCCUGCAUGGAGGCGUUCGAUUGCCUGCCCCUGGCCGCCCUGAUGAACCAGCAGUUCCUGUGUGUGCAUGGGGGGCUUUCACCAGAGAUCCACACGCUGGACGACAUCAAGAAGUUGGACCGGUUCAAGGAGCCCCCAGCGUUUGGGCCCAUGUGCGACCUGCUGUGGGCCGACCCCCUGGAAGACUUUGGCAAUGAGAAGACCCAAGAGUACUUUGGCCACAACACAGUCAGAGGCUGCUCCUAUUUUUACAGUUACCCAGCAGUGUGCGAGUUCCUACAGACCAACAACCUGCUGUCAAUCAUCAGAGCGCAUGAAGCACAGGAUGCAGGGUAUCGUAUGUACAGGAAGAGUCAGACUACAGGUUUUCCCUCCCUCAUCACAAUCUUCUCUGCUCCAAACUACCUGGAUGUCUACAACAACAAAGCGGCGGUGCUGAAGUAUGAGAACAAUGUGAUGAAUAUCCGCCAGUUCAACUGCUCUCCUCACCCCUACUGGCUGCCCAACUUCAUGGACGUCUUCACCUGGUCGCUGCCUUUCGUGGGAGAAAAGGUGACUGAGAUGUUGGUCAACGUCCUGAGUAUCUGCUCUGAUGACGAACUCAUGAACGACGAUCACAUUAAUGACUUUGUGUAUGACGCUUUUCCAGCCAGUGCAGCAGCAGCCAGGAAAGAGGUGAUCAAAAACAAGAUUCGAGCCAUUGGGAAGAUGGCUAAAAUGUUCUCUGUUCUACGGGAGGAGAGUGAGAACGUGUUGACCCUGAAGGGGCUGACCCCUACGGGCAUGCUGCCCAGCGGAGUGCUGUCUGGGGGCAAACAGACCUUGCAGAGCGCUACCAUUGAGGCCAUUGAAGCCAUCGAGACAGUUAAGGACGCUGAAGCCAUCCGAGGCUUCUCUCCGCAGCAUCGGAUCAGCAGUUUCGAGGAGGCCAAAGGCCUGGAUCGGAUCAACGAGAGGAUGCCGCCUCGACGCGACGGCGUCAACAGCGUGGGCCUGUCGAUGGGCCGCAUGAACAUGGGAGAGCCCAACGGGACCGACAGCAACAGCAAUAUACAGUGAUGGACAUACACUCCCACAUGCCCAAACACAUACCUGCAGUUACAACAACUCUGAUGAGUUACCGGAUUUAUACAUAUGUGUACAUAGGCAUAUAUACACAAGAUAAAUGCACAACACACACACGCACAUACACGAACACAGUAUUACAUUCACUGAAUAGUCUACAGACAACAUCAC
Messenger RNA from Anoplopoma fimbria (sablefish), 1548 nucleotides. RefSeq names its product protein phosphatase 3 catalytic subunit alpha-like. The record is from RefSeq and is a predicted model, not a curated record. The coding region runs from base 16 to 1371 and encodes 451 amino acids. Gene Ontology annotation, molecular function: calmodulin binding; calmodulin-dependent protein phosphatase activity. The transcript has 13 exons. Lineage: Eukaryota; Metazoa; Chordata; Actinopteri; Perciformes; Anoplopomatidae. Gene Ontology annotation, cellular component: cytosol; cytoplasm; calcineurin complex. Gene Ontology annotation, biological process: calcineurin-NFAT signaling cascade.